Molecule: messenger RNA, 2580 nt
Organism: Aedes albopictus (Asian tiger mosquito)
Lineage: Eukaryota; Metazoa; Arthropoda; Insecta; Diptera; Culicidae
Product: homeotic protein labial
Exons: 4
Coding region: 258-1562 (434 amino acids)
Biological process (GO): regulation of transcription by RNA polymerase II
Cellular component (GO): nucleus
Molecular function (GO): RNA polymerase II cis-regulatory region sequence-specific DNA binding; DNA-binding transcription factor activity, RNA polymerase II-specific
Source: RefSeq, a predicted model, not a curated record
GCGUGUGUUUAGUGUAUCUGAUUCAGUAUCAAACGGUUUGUUCAUAUAGCAACAACUUCGCGUGCUUCCGUCGCAACUGUGCUCAGAAGAUUGAUUGUGUGUUUAAAAAGUAAAGAGUUAUUAUUGGAGUUCAUAUCGUGAGAAGUAAAAGAAAAAUGCAAAUAUCUCAUUCAUAUCUUCACAAAUAAGUAAGUGAAGAUGAUAAUUUUCUGAAAAGUGAAGCGUGACAGCAUAUCAAGUGUACUUUGUGGCUCAAUAUGAUUGAUGUGAGCGUGUAUGGAAGCCAUGCAAUGCACGCAAGUGGUUUUCAGGGAAGCGAUCUAGGAUCAGAUGGAUAUCCUUAUUUGCCUUCGAAUCAUCACCAUAAUCACUAUUAUCAUCAGCGACAAACGGCGUCUACUGUCAACUGCAGUAAUCCACCAGAAGCUACACCAUUUGCUUCUCAACCAGUUAACAAUACAAAUAGUGCAGUAAUCAAUUGUUCAUCAAACUCAGUUCCUCAACAAUACUCCCAUUCUCAUCUUUAUAGUCCUUCGGCUAUAGAAUAUGGAAUUACAACUUCGAACUCUCCAUCAGAUCUUUACUUUGAUAGUGAAGCACAGAAUAUGAUUUAUAAUAAUAGUCAGGUCACACCUGGACCCUUCCCGCAGACAAGAAUUAUUAGUGCUGAUAAUGGUAUGAGCUAUACUAAUUUAGAUUACAUGUAUAGUCAACAAGACUGCGGAGAAAGCUUGGCGGUUCAAGAAAAUAAGUUGCAUUUACACCGCUAUGGUUCAUUUAGUGGUAUGUCAGCAAUAAGUGAAAAUUCUAGUGAUCAUCAAUUGCACCAUCCAAUACCAAAUGCUUCCUGGACGCACAGUUUGUAUUCUGAGAACGGCAUACAUCACGCUCAACAAAACUGUUCAUCGGGAUAUACUACUAGUGGAAACCUCGAUUCACAAGGCUUAGAAAUAGAGGCAAAAAUUAGCACCGUCGGCAGCAGCAAUGUAGCUACGCACAGUGGUGAAAACAGUCAUGUCCUAUCAACAAGGCAUGAUUCAAUUCAACAGCAAAAUCAACAAAAUGCACCAACGUACAAAUGGAUGCAGGUCAAAAGAAAUGUGCCAAAACCCCAAAUUCAAAAAGCAACACCACAGGUUGUUUCAGAAUACCACAUAAGUCAUCAUGUAAUUGAUCCUUUGAGAGGGCUAGCGGAACAAAGUUUGGCAACACCUGUGGGUCAACACCAAUCUUCCUUUUUGAUGAGUGGCACUAGUACGGGACGUACGAAUUUCACCAACAAACAACUUACAGAGCUGGAGAAAGAGUUCCACUUCAAUAAAUACUUAACCCGAGCGAGGAGGAUUGAAAUUGCAAAUUCACUACACCUCAAUGAAACGCAGGUCAAAAUAUGGUUUCAAAAUCGACGAAUGAAGCAGAAAAAAAGAAUAAAGGAAGGAUUAGUGCCUCAUGAGACUCAAUGUUCCUCUCCAAAACACGUUGCAAGUGUUUCUAUGGACGGAAGCAGUAUGAAAUCUGCCGGUGAUAGCAAUGACAACAGUCGAGAGUCGUCAACUGUUUAGGUAAACUCCAAAACAAAACAGUACUGUUCAGCCCAUUAUAUUUUCAUUUUGUACUUAAGUAGAAACAAAACAUUAAGAAUAUUGAUUUUCAGCAUUUUUUUUUUUGAAGUGUAUGCAAUGGACAAGUAAAGCCCAUCAACUGUCAUAAGAUCAAUUAGAGUACUUUUGCUCUGUACCAGUUUAAUCUGUCAAAAAAGCUCAACAACUUAAUUAUUAUAUGCACCGCGGUCAUGCGAGCAUUAAAUGAUAUUUGAAAACCCUGUUUUUGUUAAAAGCGUCCAAAUAAAAUGAAUUUUAUAUGCAAUGCAACAUUUAUAUUUGAUUAUAUAUGUAAUAUACAGUAACGUUCUGUUUAUUAAAAAGAUAAAUAUUGAAGAUCAACAGAUUCUCUGUUGAGCAGAAUAUGAUGAACAAGUAAUUCGAUAGUGUAGUCCAUUGCGCUAAAACACUCAUAUGAUUUAUACAUUUGAUUUUGAAUUUGUUAUCAAUAGUUCACCUUUUUUGUAAAAUGUUACACUUUGUAUAACCUACAGGUUAUUCAAUAUUCACAAUGAGUUAUUUUAGAAUAUUGUAUUUUGCACACUAUGUUGAAAUUGUAUGCUCUCAAGGCUUAACAAAAUACCAAAAAGUAAUUUGUAGUACGUAUUUAAUUUUGUACAAACAGUCAGUUCGAAGGUCUAACCUAUGCCGUAGUAAGUCCCAUUCUUUAUGUAAAUAUGUUAAAGUGAGCGGAUAUUAGUUGUCAACCAAAGUCUCUCCAACUAAAGCAAAAAGAUUAUAUAAUAAGGCAGAUGAAAAUGUAAAUACAUGAAAAAUGCUUUCAAAUCGUAAAUGUAAGCGAAACUGUACUUCAUAAAUAGCAUAGGUCUCAAAUCUACAAAAAAAUACAUCGAAUGUUCCUCUAUAUAUAGUAAAUAAAAACUAGGUUUUACAUAAGGAAAAGGUAACUAUCAAAAGAUUAUUGUUAUAUUCAUGAUAACUUUGAUAUGCAAAGACAUUAAAGAAAAUUUACUUUAAA